Molecule: messenger RNA, 606 nt
Organism: Caenorhabditis briggsae
Lineage: Eukaryota; Metazoa; Nematoda; Chromadorea; Rhabditida; Rhabditidae
Exons: 5
Coding region: 1-606 (201 amino acids)
Source: RefSeq, a predicted model, not a curated record
AUGCCUCUCGAUGUUCUUCAUACCUCUUUGAAACGUCGCAAUUGCAGCUUCAAUGGUGGUCAUUACGAGGAAGGUCGCCAUGUUUGCUUAUGUUUUGCGACUCUGUGGGGGCCGCGAAAUUGGUGGUUUAUGAUUGACUGCGUGUUUAAUUUCGACUUCUUUGAACUUCAGAAUCUCAGAAUCUCAGAACAUCAGAAUUUCAGAAUCUCAGAAUCUCAGAAUUUCACAACUUCUGAAUUCGAUUUUUCAAAAUCUGAAAUUCUAAACUUCUAUGACAAAAACACAAAUCAUAAUUACAGUACUCCUAGUAAUUUUCAAGCAUCAGAAAGAAGGAAGAUAUCGAUUUUAUAUUUUAUUGUAUCAGAAUUUCAGAAUUUCAGAAUUUCAGAAUUUCAGAAUUUCAGAAUUUCAGAAUUUCAGACAAAUCUCAGAGUCUCAGAAUCCCAAAAUCUGAGGAAUCACAAAAUUUCAAAAUUUCAGAUCUGUAAUGCAAACUCAGUUCUACAGUAUACGCUGAUUUCUCAGCCAAUGCCUCUAUUUCCAAUUCUAGCCGGAUAUUGCGAGGGGUUCUUAGCCAAGUAUUCAAUAUUUGGACCCAUUAUUUGA